GUAACCCCAAGCCAGAACUUUCACUAGACUUUCGAAAGCCCCUCCCCCACUCCGAAAACGGUGUGAUGCCCCUUGUCACCAGUGGUGAGGACCAGCCACUCUCGCCAACCUCUAAUGCGUGUGGGCGGAGGCCAGGCACGACCCGGCGCUGCAGGCCGCCCUGGCCGCUGCCACCCCGGCGGCUUCUUCGGCCCCAGCCCCGGCGCCAGGGUUUGUUUACCACUGCGUUCGGCACCAUGGCCUCCAAGGAUAACUUCACCGCGGAGACCAAGGCAGAUGGCUGAUGUCAAAUUGCCGGGCGGUUCAAAGGGGUCGGCAAGCAUCCCCGCCAAGCAUCUUCCGCGCUGGGCUGCACGCAAGCUUACGCCCAUGCAGCUGCGGAAAUGGCAUGAGCACAUGCGUUACAGGCGCUGCAAGAAGCCCUGCGCCACUCCUGUGCCGCGUGUGCUUUGCUUUGUUGUGCCGCCUGGUGGCGGCGGCGGCAGCAGUCAAGGCUACAGGCUGGGGAAGGCGCCCACGGGGCGGGGCCGCUUGGGGCUGGGGGCGGCGAAGAGACCUGCUGACAGAGGGUGCGGUAUGAAGGGAGGCGCGCGCCCACGCAUCCGCCGGUGCAGCAUGCCGCCACAACCCCCCGAGUGCCGCAAAGCAAGCAGGGCUUAUUGAGCUUUGUUGCGCGCAGUGCGGGCCAAGUGCUGGGGAGGUGGGCAAGGGCCCCGCCAAGGCGGCCACCGGCAGGGCGCAGCGGGACACCAAGUGCUGGCCUGCAUGGUUCGGGAGGGGGCGCUGUGGGCGGCUUGACCCACUUGGGCGCCCACGCCCACCAACGCACGCACCCUCACAGCAGCUGCAGCAGCCUCCAGCCCACCCACACCCAGCCAGAGCAGCACCGGGCGAACGGCCGCGCCACCAGCAGCACGUGCUGGUGCGGCGGACUGACUUGUGCGCGCGUGGGUGCAGAAGCGGGGUGGGACCAUGGGCGCGGGGGGGGGGGGGGUAGGGCCGCCAUGGGGUUUUGACCUUGCUUCCCGCCGUCUCCGCGUCCCUCCACCCUUUCAGGCGCGGCAAGUUGCGCUCCCACCCAACAUUGCCGGCUACCCAACCAGGGUUGGCUAACAACCCGGCAACCCAACCUGGGUUGGCGUUGCUUCGGCUCCCCGCAAGCGUUUUUGCACAACAGAAAGUUGUGGCAUAAUCCAUUGUGCCCAGACCGUGCUGUGACGUUGUUAGCCUGUAACGCUGUUACGAGUGCUGAUGAUGCAUGGAAUACGGGUGCUAAUGUGAAAGUGCGCUGCUUGAGACUGUAUUGUAGUCGUUGAAGUGGCAUCGUAGGAAAAUGUGAAGAGGUAUGUAAGCGAUGUUAUCUGAGGGAUAGUGAGGUGUUGUAUGGGUGUGCGUCCGUGACAGACGAUGUGACAGACUAUAACAUUCGUGCUGAGUGAUAAGCGGCAAAAGGCUGGUUGCUACGCGUGUGAGUCUGAUUUGUAAAGCUGUGUCGGUUGCUAGUUGAUAGUUAUGCAUGAAACACGUAACAGUAACCCGUAGCAGUACCUGUGUGUGUACUUGUGUGAACUAGUACUACUUCAGCGUGUUGGUAAGUACGGUAAUGUGAGGGGCGAUGUAGGCCUUGUGUACAGGGAUAGUAGCAGCUGUGUCUUGUCAGUCAGGUAGGUAGCGUACUGGUGCAUGUCAACUGCAAGUGUGGCAUAGGAAGCCCCUGCUGACCUGAGACCGCUGGAAUCUGAGAGCCUGGGCCGCGCUGUGGCACGGCGACCGCCCACCCCACACCUUGGUGUGCACGGAAACGGGCCCAGCGCCUGUGCGUUGGACCCAUGA
Molecule: messenger RNA, 1833 nt
Organism: Chlamydomonas reinhardtii
Lineage: Eukaryota; Viridiplantae; Chlorophyta; Chlorophyceae; Chlamydomonadales; Chlamydomonadaceae
Exons: 2
Coding region: 66-284 (72 amino acids)
Source: RefSeq, a predicted model, not a curated record